AUGUGUCUUUCAUGGCACACUGUAGGUGUUACAGACUGGCUUCUUUAAACACAUUUAAAAUGUUAACUGAAAAUGCUAACAGCUACGCAUAGUAAUGAAAAAGUCUACCACAAGACUGAUGAAAUUCAUCUGGAAGAAGAAUUUAAUAUAGCAGCAAAAUCCUGAGCAACUGUCAAACAGCUCUUCUGUCAACACUCACUUAACAAAGGCUUUAGAUGAUCUUUACUAGAGAAAGACUAUCCUUAGCUGGUUAGAAGUGAAGGUAGAACAGCUUGAUCCCCCUGUAAUGGGAGAAAAGUCUUCCAGUAUCUCGAUGGCCUGAAAGUUUAGUUUGAUAAAAGCAACACAGUUAUUUUUAGCACUCUACAGGCAUAAAAAUACAGCUCUAAACUGUGACCUACAGCUAUGCACAGCCAAGCAUCACAUCAUACGACAGCCUUAACUUUAGCUAGAAGCACGUCUGUAGUUGCUUCAGACUAUCAUUAUUCAUCUCACUUCCAACAAUACCUUUGGAUGGAUUUAGCAACAAGCAUUUGAAACCGUUGCCAUCUUUUUUUAAAUUGCUGCCAUCGGCAAAACUCAAUUCAAAGCAGUAGUAACAGCCUGGAAACGGGAUAUGCUAGAAUAAGAGAUCUUCAAGCAAACCCACCUGAAACAACAUUGUUCACAGACAACUGCAAAGCUUAAAAAUGCCACUUUUUGGCUGGAUUAAAUGGUCAAAAAAUGACUCCUACAAACCCACAAGAUAUCCUGGAUCAGAAGUAGUUACAAAAACCCUACUGAGGGAACUGAAAUGGCACCUGAAAGAGCGUGAAAGAUUAGUGCAAGAGAUUGAAAAUGAACAGAAAGUCCAGAAGACUGGCACGGAUUACAACUGGAUCAAGAACUACCAAAACCCUCAAGCCACAAUUCCAGCUACUGAGCAACGGCAGCUUGAAGUUCUGUGUUCACAAAUUCAGCCUUGCCAAACAGGAACUGUACUCAGCAGAUUUCGUGAAGUUUUGGCAGAAAAUGAUGUUUUACCCUGGGAAAUAGUCUACAUAUUCAAGCAAGUUUUAAAAGAUUUUCUUACCACCACUGAGAGAGAAAACCAGCAAGACCAACUGGCAGACGCAUGGAAUAAAAAUUGCUCUGAACAUUUCAGCCUGCGCGGAGGCAGUUCUAACAAAUCUGACAAAGAUGAAAUCCCCACGGUUUCAAGUUAUGUGGACAAAAACACACAAAGCAUGUUUCCCACCUUCUCUCAUAGAAUCUGGAAUCUACCCUAUUACUACCCAUCAAGUUAAGCUGGUUUGUGUUUCUUUCAAAAAGCUAUGUAGCUGUCUGCAUUCCUUUCUUGUGAUCACAAACAUCGGAAUAAGUAGUGUGACAUUCUCCCCUUUUUUCCAAGUUCAGAAAUUAAAAUCCUUGAUUAUAGCUAGUAUGCAGCAAACAAACUUUACAUAUGAAGUCUCCUUCUAUCUUAUAGUUCCUUAAGUAUGUUGUCUUGGAAGGCACCUUUUAACCAAAAAUUUAGCUGUUUCUGAAAAAAACUCUGGAGCAUUUUAUUUUUUAGCCAUAUACAGCUAGAUGUAUUUAAACAAGAAAAGACUGCUUUCCGUAUUUUGAAGUAGUAUCAAUCCACAAAGUGUUAGGCAAAACGUUCUGUAUUUGUCACACAGCUUUUAGACUCUAUGGGAACUUUAUCGUGUGCAAAAUAAAUGGUUUAAUAUAGUAUCAAUUAUACUAAAUAUACUGGUAAAUACUUUUUUGAGCCAAAUACUUAUUUCUUAACUUCAAGAGUUAAAAUUCUAAAAUGAAAACAAUGUCUGAAGUUAUAACACACUGCAUGUACUGUUUCUGUACUUUUUCCAAACUGUACUCUGCAUGUGCUGAAGUACUGUAAUGGUAGACAACUAAAUGAAAAUAUCAGAUGUUUAAUGGCAUUUAACAACUAGCUCUCCAUUCAAGAAAUUAAUGAAUUUAUUUUAUUUCAAAAAGUUGUACUUCUUCAUUUGGCUUAUUGGAAGCUAUCCUGAAAGCAGGACUCUGCAUUAAACUUAAAUGUUUUGAUCAAACCAGACAGUACUUUUCUAGAAUGGCAAAAGAGUCAACACAUCUCCAAAGCAAGAGGUGAUAAUUUUAAAUUUAAGUAGAACAAAAUUUCAUGGUUUUCAGCUGCCAUCACCUAUUACCAUGGGCUCAUAAUAAAGUUUUACAAGACUGAUUGGAUACGUAGCAGUUAGUCACAGUAGACAAUUAGAGCAGAAAAUCGAUGAAAACAUAUGCCAGAACUCAGUUUGCUACAUUUCCAAUUAAGCUCCCUUCACUGUAUGUAAUAAAUUUUUACAUAUCUUUUAUGUAACCUCUUCAUCUCCAGAUUUCCUUUUAAACUGUCUGUCACAUCGUAAAAAAAUGGGCAAGACUUACAUGGCUCCAUUUACAAAAUGCACUAUUUUGCAGACACAGAAGAAAACUGCUUCCUCUGAUAAUUUUCUUCAAACACACUGAAG
This is a messenger RNA of Falco peregrinus (peregrine falcon), 2492 nucleotides long. RefSeq names its product RD3 like (gene RD3L). The record is from RefSeq and is a predicted model, not a curated record. Lineage: Eukaryota; Metazoa; Chordata; Aves; Falconiformes; Falconidae. The transcript has 4 exons. The coding region runs from base 690 to 1286 and encodes 198 amino acids.